Grammomys surdaster is the source of this 1645-nucleotide messenger RNA. RefSeq names its product retinal G protein coupled receptor (gene Rgr). The transcript has 7 exons. Bases 33 to 908 code for a protein of 291 amino acids. Gene Ontology annotation, cellular component: membrane. Gene Ontology annotation, molecular function: G protein-coupled receptor activity. The record is from RefSeq and is a predicted model, not a curated record. Gene Ontology annotation, biological process: visual perception; phototransduction; G protein-coupled receptor signaling pathway. Lineage: Eukaryota; Metazoa; Chordata; Mammalia; Rodentia; Muridae.
AGAGCUGGGUAGCUGACAGAGGGAGCCCAAGGAUGGCAGCAACCAGGGCCCUGCCUGCUGGUUUUGGGGAACUCGAGGUACUGGCUGUAGGAACAGUCCUGCUGAUGGAAGCACUCUCUGGCAUCAGCCUCAAUGGCCUGACCAUCUUCUCUUUCUGCAAGACUCCAGAUCUGCAGACUCCCAUCAACCUGCUGGUACUGAGCCUGGCCCUGGCAGACACUGGGAUCAGCCUGAAUGCCCUUGUUGCUGCUGUAUCAAGCCUCCUCCGGCGCUGGCCACAUGGUUCAGAGGGCUGCCAGGUUCAUGGUUUCCAGGGAUUUGCAACAGCACUGGCCAGCAUCUGUGGCAGUGCAGCCAUUGCCUGGGGACGCUAUCACCACUACUGCACCCGCAGACAGUUGGCAUGGGACACGGCCAUCCCUCUGGUGCUGUUUGUGUGGCUAUCAUCUGCUUUCUGGGCAUCCCUUCCCCUGAUGGGCUGGGGCCACUAUGAUUAUGAGCCUGUGGGGACAUGCUGUACACUGGACUAUUCGAGGGGUGACAGAAACUUCAUCAGUUUUCUCUUCACCAUGGCCUUUUUCAACUUCCUUGUACCCCUGUUCAUCACACACACUUCAUACCGGUUCAUGGAGCAGAAAUUCUCCAGGAGUGGUCAUCUCCAGGUGAAUACUACUCUUCCAGGCAGGAUGCUACUGCUGGGCUGGGGCCCCUAUGCCCUCCUGUACCUUUAUGCAGCCAUCGCAGAUGUGAGCUUCAUCUCUCCCAAACUACAGAUGGUGCCCGCCCUCAUUGCCAAAACCAUGCCCACAGUCAACGCCAUCAACUAUGCAUUGCACAGCGAGAUGGUCUGCAGAGGAACCUGGCAGUGCCUGUCUCCACAAAAGAGCAAGAAGGAUCGAACCCAGUGAAACACUUCAAGGGGCUGAUCACUGUCAAGCCUACCUCUUCAAGCCUGGGCUAAGUAUGCUCCAGGACAGGAAGAUGCUGCUGCAUUCUUCCUGACAGCCCCCAGAAGCCCUGGCAGACACUUACUCACAAGCCCUAAGAUCUCUGUUGAGUCUAACCUUAGGCUGGACCUAAGAAUUCAGAUACUAGGUUCAAUGAAAGGAGUGCUGGUCAUAGCCCUCUACACACAGUCUAAGGGGCCAUGGGAAAGUAAUUCUCUCCAACCCCAUCUAUCUAAACCCUAGAUGACAUUGUGGACUAACAACAGCAUGGUUGAACAAUCUAACAUGCACUGAGUAAGCAAGAAAACGCUCACUGAAACAGAUACUAUAUGAGCCUUGACCAUGUUGCACAUGAACCCAGCCUACAAUAAAGGACAAAGCCCUGGGGUUUGGUUUUGGAAGUCAUCUGAGGCUAUAGUUUUUCAAAUAGCAUGUACUAAAUUGUAGUGGCACCAGUGACUUAGCCUGCCCCUUGCUCUAUGUCCCUUAUUGUAAGACAAGAUGACAGAAAUGAUGACUUGACCAUACAGAUUGGACCAGAACAUGCAGCUUAGGUGCUUCCGGAGGCAUUCAAAAGCACCAGCUUUCAAAGUGAGUCCUUGGCUAUAUGAGAGUUGGGUUAAAGAUUGCUUUUAAAGGUUUUAACAUUCAUUGACAGUAUUUAAAAAUUAGAGCAAUUAUUUAACACUCCAUAUGUC